AUGAUGUAAAAUAAUAUAAUAAUUAUUGUUUCUGUUGAAAAAACUAAAAAGUGUUUUAAGACAAUCUUAGAGAAUUUACAAGCCCAGUCCUUAUAUUUUCAGUUAAUUGCGUUUAGCUCCCAAAUUGCGCAACAAGUAGUACUAUGCCUUUGCCCCCCUUGUACUAGAGCAAUUUUGAAUUUUCAAAUUUUGCAGGGUUAGGGUUUUGGUGAAAAAAGAGGGGUUUUGCUCGUGUUCACGAAAGAAAUGAUGAUUAUGAUUAGGGUUUUCGAUUAUUGAUGCUUGAUUAUUCAAAUCCAUCCCCCGACUUUGCAUAAUCCCCCGGAAUUUUCUGUCUUCGUCCUUUUUUUUUUUUUUGAUUUUUUUUUUCCGAUUCAAUUAUAUUUCGUAAAUCGGGUGAAUUUCUUCGUGGGUGGCUUGAAAAGUAUACACAUUGGCUGAUUGAAGAGUUCUCUCAAUCCCGCCUGUACGUGCCGGAAUAAAUGGAGGCUAUUCUUACAGAUUGUGUUCGGAACAGCUUGCAGCACUUAAUUUACCGUAAUGCCAUUUUCAUGUGCGAGCGCCUCUGCGCCGAGUUUCCUUCUGAGAAAAAUAUGCAGUUGCUUGCUAGCUGUUACUUGCAAAACAAUCAGGCGCACUGUGCUUACCACAUUUUAAAAGGAACACAUAUGGCUCAAUCCCGUUACUUGUUCGCACUGUCAUGCUUUCAGAUGGAUCUAUUGAAUGAAGCAGAAGCAGCAUUAUCCCCUAAUGAGUCCUGUCCAGAGGUUCCAAAUGGAGCUGCCGGGCAUUACCUUCUUGGACUUGUAUACAGGUAUACAGAUAGAAGGCAGAGUGCUAUAAAUCACUUCAACCAGGCUUUGUCACUGGAUCCGUUACUAUGGGCUGCUUAUGAGGAACUCUGUGUAUUAGGUGCGGCUGAAGAAGCUCCUAAAGUCUUUGAUGAAGGAGCUUCAUUGUGCAUUCAAAAGCAAUACAUACAUCAAGGGUCGACUUCCCAGAGUUUUCAGGCGCAAAACGAGGAGCAUGAAAUUUCUAUGAACAGAAGUUUAGGCUCAGAAGAUGUUAGUCCUAGGAAACAAAAGCAUAUACACGGCCAUAACCUACGAGAUGUAUCCGGAAACCAUCAUGGAACAAUAUCCAAUCAGCCUCUAAAUGGUGGGCCCACCACUAGUUUGCCGUUCUACAAUACUCCUUCUCCGAUGGCUGCCCAGUCACAGUUGUCAGGUGUUGCUCCACCUCCCUUGUGUAGAAAUGCACUGCCAAAUGGUCCAAGCACGAGAACAUACGGAGCUGAUAGCACUCCACGAGUAACGGUGAACACUGCCAUUCCAGGCCCUAGAAGAAAAUUUGUCGACGAAGGAAAGUUAAGAAAGGUAUCUGAGAGGCUAUUUUCAGACUCUGGGCAGCGACGAAGCAUGAGACUCGCUGGAGAAUCUGUUAACACAAGUUCAAGUACGUCCAUAAUUUCUGGGAAUUUAAUAAGCCACUCUUCUAAGUAUCUUGGAGGUUGUAAGUCAGGCAUGUUGUCCUCAAGAUCUUUGACAAUUAGAAAGGGUCAGUCAUGGGCAAGCGAGAAUGCAGAUGAAGGGGGUCAUCAAGAAAUAUGUGACGAAUCUAGAUUAAAUAUUAGUAAUUCGAGCUCAUCCCCAUGUGGCGGUAACGGGUCCGUUGAACCAGAAGGAGCAAUAAGGUCCUCAGGUGCUUUGAGCAGCUCGAAAGUCAUAGGUGGUGCUUCUGAUGUAUUGAGUCUUUUAAGGCUUCUUGGGGAAGGUUUCAGACUUUCCUGUCUCUGCAGAUGCCAGGAUGCACUUAAUAUCUAUAUGAAACUUCCACAAAAGCAUUAUAAUACCGGAUGGGUGCUUUCUCAGGUCGGGAGAGCAUAUUUUGAAUUGGUUGAUUACCUUGAAGCCAAUCGCGCUUUCAGUCUUGCACGUAUUGCCUCUCCUUACAGUCUGGAGGGAAUGGAUAUAUAUUCUACAGUUCUAUAUCAUCUGAAGGAAGAUAUGAAGUUGAGUUACCUGGCUCAAGAGCUGAUAUCCACUGACCGAUUAGCUCCUCAAUCAUGGUGCGCAAUGGGAAAUUGCUAUAGCUUACAGAAAGACCACGAAACUGCUCUGAAGAAUUUCCAACGAUCUGUGCAACUAAACUCCAGAUUUGCAUAUGCCCAUACCUUAUGUGGUCACGAAUAUGUUGCCUUGGAGGAUUUCGAAAAUGGUAUUAAGAGUUACCAAACUGCCCUUCGGAUAGACUCAAGGCACUACAAUGCUUGGUAUGGACUUGGAAUGGUAUAUCUCCGACAAGAGAAGUUUGAGUUCUCAGAGCAUCAUUUCCGUAUGGCUUCACAAAUCAAUCCACUUUCCUCUGUUAUAAUGUCGUACCUCGGAACUGCUUUGCAUGCAUUGAAGAGAAAUAAUGAAGCACUAGAGAUGAUGGAAAGAGCUGUUUUAGCCGAUAAGAAGAAUCCUCUCCCUCUCUAUCAGAAGGCAAAUAUUCUUGUGAGCAUGGAAAAUCUUGACGGGGCUUUAGGGGUACUUGAGGAACUCAAAGAGUACGCUCCAUGCGAGAGUAGUGUUUAUGCAUUAAUGGGUAGCAUUUACAAGCGGCGUAAUAUGUACGACAAGGCCAUGCUUCAUUUCGGACUAGCGUUGGAUUUAAAACCGUCUGCAACUGAUGUUGCUGCUAUUAAGGCUGCCAUUGAGAAGUUGCAUGUGCCAGAUGAAAUCGAGGAUAUUUGUGAAUCUAGUGAUUGAAUUACUGAAAGCUAAGGUUGGUUGUUUGACUUAUGUGGUGCAUGGUGGUGAUCCUCUACAAUUAACCUCUGCUUGUGCCCUCGGCUGGAUCCGCUUGAUAACCUGCUUCGGGUCUUCUUGCACAUUGAAACUGUUCGGAUUUGUUGCACGGUUUGGGUAAAAGGAGAAAAGCCGAUCGAUCGAUCACCGGAGGGAAAUUUGUGUUGAUGCGCCAAACGAAGUACACAUAAGAUGAAAAAAGUUGGAAUUGUAGCUCAAUUUAGAUCAUUGUAUUUAGGCAAAUAAAAGUGAAAUUUUGUAAUUUCUAUAUAUAUGUUUUUUUCUUUUUCCCAUGGCUAUUGAAUUCUCAUGUCUCAUUUA
This is a messenger RNA of Erythranthe guttata (spotted monkey flower), 3113 nucleotides long. It is a transcript of the gene HBT, whose product is annotated as CDC27 family protein. Gene Ontology annotation, biological process: cell division; metaphase/anaphase transition of mitotic cell cycle; protein ubiquitination. Gene Ontology annotation, molecular function: protein binding. Gene Ontology annotation, cellular component: cytoplasm; anaphase-promoting complex. The record is from RefSeq and is a predicted model, not a curated record. Lineage: Eukaryota; Viridiplantae; Streptophyta; Magnoliopsida; Lamiales; Phrymaceae.